This is a messenger RNA of Hyphopichia burtonii NRRL Y-1933, 3747 nucleotides long. RefSeq lists its product as uncharacterized. Lineage: Eukaryota; Fungi; Ascomycota; Pichiomycetes; Serinales; Debaryomycetaceae. The transcript has a single exon. Gene Ontology annotation, cellular component: chromatin. The coding region runs from base 340 to 3747 and encodes 1135 amino acids. Gene Ontology annotation, biological process: DNA-templated transcription; regulation of transcription by RNA polymerase II. Gene Ontology annotation, molecular function: zinc ion binding; DNA-binding transcription factor activity, RNA polymerase II-specific; RNA polymerase II cis-regulatory region sequence-specific DNA binding. The record is from RefSeq and is a predicted model, not a curated record.
GGCAUUUACACCUUGCAAGCAUUUCGUCGAGUCAAGAAGAAUACUAGAAGCAGAAAUAGCUCCUAGAACACGGGAUAUUGUGUGUGUGAAUCCACUGAAAUCCGAUUUAACUUGAAGUAGGUUCCGGAAUAGGACCAGCAGAAAACAAAAAAAAAAAAUAAUAAUAGAAAUCCGGCUGACAUUAACAUAAUUACAUCAAUCUAAGGAUAAAUUAUAUUUAAUUAAUCCGAAAGUGAUAGACAUAGAAAAGAUUGGAGUACUACUAGAGUGUUUGAUAAGAACGAGGUUGAAGUGAUUUUUGACUUGCUUAACUUGAUAGUUUUAAAUUUGAAGUUGGAGAUGUCAGAUUUUAAUUCGGAAUCCCAUCUAGAUACACCAAUGAGUGAUGAAACGCUAAAACAGAGCCAGAAGAAGAAGAAAAGAACAUUGGGAUCGUUUCCUUGUCCGGAUUGUGAUAAGGUUUUCAGUCGAUCGGACCAUUUAUCUCGACAUCAUCUUAAUCAUCAACCAAAAGAAGUUUUCGAAUGUGAUUUUAUCUUGGAAGAAGACAAUGGGAUAAGGAAGAAGUGUGGUAAAAGAUUCGUUAGAAAAGAUUUGAAAGAACGUCAUGCAAGACGACAUUUAGAGUUGAUGAAAUUAGAAGUCAACUUGAAGAAAAGGAAACCUUCGAGUGAUCAAAUAGAUAAGUCAAAACAAGAUGGUUCAAGGAAGAAAAGUAUAGGCAAACCAGCAUGUUCGAGUGAUUUAUCCCAAAUACCCUUGCCAAUCUCGUCAAAUAGCUCACCGCUUCAAAUAUCAAAUUUGAUUCACACUCGUCCAAAUGAUGCCCUAGAAACACCGGGGCAAUUUCCUUUACCAAUAAAUAAUUCCUUUGGUACUAGUCCAACAGUAAAUAAUUCAUUGGUUACGCAAAAACCGCCUCAUCCUCAGGCUCAACCUCAAUCCGGUUAUUCUACUAUCCCAAUUCCAAAUAACAUUGUUGAACCAAGUAUACCCAAUGAUUUUUCAGUUCAUCAAUCACACCUAGACCGCCCCCAUUUACCGGGCUUCGAUACCAAUCAUCCACAGUCUCAAGUAGAUGUUCUAUCUUGGCUUUUCAAUGAUAAUGCCCAAAAUUAUUCAAACCAAGUUGAUAGAACCCCCAAUGUCGAUCAAAACAUCCUACAACCAUUGACAAAUGCAUCAAUUAAUGUGAAAAAUCCAAAUGAAUUCCCAUCACCUUUUGAUUCUUCGCAAAUAUCUCCGAAUCCAAACGAUCGUGUAUCGAUCUUACCAUCACAACCGAAUAGUAAUUGGAAUUCAAUACAAGAUCCAAACUCGAAUCCCUUAACCCCAUUCUAUCACCCAGCAAGCCAAUAUAAUUCUUAUUUCCAAAAUUUAAAUAAUCUUGACAUUCAAGAUAUGAAUUUCAUUCCAAAUUCAACUAAUCCUUUGGAAGAAAUAUUUUUAAGAAAGAAUAAUGAAAAAUAUAAUUCAAAAGCUCUCAAUGGCUUAGCCAAUAAUAACAAUUUCCAAUUUUCAUCCAUGGAGUCUAGUUCCCCAACUAAUACUAAUGACUCUUUAACGUCUCGUUCGGGAUCAGAUAUAAACUUAACUCCUGAAACUUAUGAAAUAAAUUUUAAUCAAAAUAACUUAAUGAAGGUAAUUCAAGAACAUGGAUUACAUUCUAAUGUCUCUAAAAAAAAAUGCAUUUUCAUUGAUAGCUUAUUAGUAAAUUCACUUAUAAAAUCAAUUCCUUCAUUAAAUCGAAAACAAAUCGAAGACUGUUUCGUUCUCAUUGAUGAUAAUUGUUCUUUGGAGAAUCGUUUUUCAUUCUACUUAUCAAAAUAUUGGAAGUAUUUCCAUCCCCAGUUUAGUAUCUUGCAUAAACCUUCCUUUGAUACUAAACUUUCUCAACCAUUAUUAUUAUUGGCAAUGAUUAUAAUUGGUGCAAAUUACUGUGCUCCAAUACCAACAAUACUCAAUGGUAAAUUGAAAAAAGAUUCUUAUUUGAAGUUUUGUGAUUUGAUUGCUGAACCUUUAAGAUUUAUGAUUUUCCAACAUAAGGAUUUUAAAACUCCAACUAAAUUAUGGGUCUUACAAACUUUGAAUCUUUUAGAGUGGUCAGAGAAAAACUUUUUACUGAGAGAGAUGCACGAGAGAGCUCAUAUUCAUCAUGGUACCACUGUUCAAUUAUUAAGAAGAUCUCCUUUAUUAGGUGGGAACCCUACUCAUCAUAAUAAACAGGUAACUCAAAGUAAUACAUCUACGAGUACUGGUGGUGAAGAGUCUUCUGACAUAAAUACCGACUUGAAUACCGUCAAAGUUAAUGAUCAACACGAUGUGAAUCUUUUCAAUGAAUGGGUUGAAUCAGAAUCAAUGAAAAGAAUUACUUUCAUGACGUUUUAUUUGGACAUUAUUGACUAUAUUAAAUUUCGUCAUAACCCUCAGAUGACAUUUUAUCAAUUACAAUUAUUAAAUUUACCAUGUAAUGAUAAUCAGUUAUGGGAAUCACAAGAAUUAAAUGGUUCCUUUAGAAAAAUAGUAAAAAGACAGAAAAAAUUACAAUCCCAAAUCGAUACGCUUCAUCGUGAUAAUCAUCAUUUUCAUAAAAAUGAAAGUGGUAAGAUGAGUAUGGGGAUUAAAUUUAUCAAUGCAUUAAAAGAUAUUUUAAAACCAGCCGAAGAAAUAAAAGGUUUAACCAGUACUCAUUCAAUUUUUUCAAGGAAAAUUUUAUUUGCUGGGUUAAUAUCGAUUAUGUAUCAAAUGCAGCAAACUGAUCUUCAAAAUAAUUCAUCUUUAUUAACAACGAAUGGGAUAGUAUCAAACAGGAAAAAUCAAGUAUGGAAAGAGAUUUUAUCAAAGGCCUUUGACAAUUGGACAAUACAAUCCAAUUGUUAUGGAGGCGUAAAACUGCCCGAACCGCUAGUGUUCCAACAUAAACCUUUCCAAUGUAAAUUUCCAAUGUAUCACCUUACACAAAUAAUCGGGAUGGCAGAUAUUAACCAUUAUGAUAUUGCGAUUUUCGGCGGAUCUCCUGCUAACCAGAGUGUUGGUGUAACCAAGAAGGAUCGCCUGAUUGUUCGUAGAAAAUUGAACAGUAUGUGGUCAAGGAAUUUACAAAUGAAUAAGUUGUCAAUAAAUGACAUAAUAAACUUAAAGAGUGUUGUUCAUUGUUACUUGUUGUUAUGGGAAUUAAUGUUAAAACCAAAUAAUGACUUAAAUCCUGAUGAUAAAACCCACAGUAUAUUCAUAGAUUGGUCAGUUGAAAAUGACUAUUUUGAUAGCAUGUAUGCAAUUGGGAUAGCAACCAUGGUUUUAUGGUGUUAUGUUUAUUCAACUUAUGGAAUAGAAUCACAUAGAUUUAAUGAAAUUGAAAAUUUAGGUAAACAUAUUCGAGAUUAUUCAAAGAUGUCAGAAUAUAGUGCCGAAGGUGGUUACCAAUAUCUUCUUAGAAUAAGGCAGGAAUUUUAUACUAAUUUGAGAAAGAAUAAUCUACAUAAGGAAUUUAAUAUUCAUCCUUUCAAUCUUGAAAGUAAAAAGCAUACACCGCAUGAAAUAUUGGUUAAACAUUGUGAAUUAUUACCACAACUUUCAAAUAAGCAACAUAUAAGUGGACUUUGUUUCUUAGUGGGGUCCAAAUUACUUAGUAGUCAGUGGUUAAUUCUUAGAGAGAGUGCUAGGCUUAUUCUCAAUUGUGCAUUGAUCUCUAUUGGUAAACCGGAUAUAGUUUGUGAAGAUUUAUUUGAUAGUAAUUUAUCCGAAUAA